AUGUCGACUAUCUCUGCACUCGCUCAGCGUUCGGCCUCUUCCCCCCAGACCAAUAACCCGGACCCCUCUUCAUCCACCUCGAGCGCAUCCUUGAUCCGCACGCACGGGAUCCACGUCGUCAUCCCCCAAACGCAAUCUACGGCGCGCGUCGCCACACCCACCACUACGCCCAUCCACGGGAAUCCCUUGAGCUCAGCCGCGUCGUCGCCUGGCGGGUUCUUCAGCAUCCUCGAGACGCCCACUCAUGGUCAUGGGGAUUUCGUGGUCCCUUCCUCAUCCUCGUACCGCCGUGACUCCCCGACGACACCGACGCAGCCGCGCAUGUCCGCGCGCACGAGGCGGAGGAGUAGCUUGUUCUCCGCAUCGAGCAUGAACGACGAGGAUGCGGACGCUAGCGCUUCGGCGACAGGUCCUGGUGCAGGGGGCUUGACGAUGUCGCCCAUGGAUGAGGAGGGCGAGGAGCACGAGCACAAUGGGCUCCACGGCGAUGAAGACGGACUUGAAGACCAGCACGAGGACGAGCGCGCUGUGGGCGCGGAGGGCUCUAGCGAGGGGUCUUUGGUGGACGAGGCACACACGAACGCGCCUCUGCUCGGUGCCGCAUGA
Molecule: messenger RNA, 606 nt
Organism: Trametes versicolor FP-101664 SS1
Lineage: Eukaryota; Fungi; Basidiomycota; Agaricomycetes; Polyporales; Polyporaceae
Exons: 1
Coding region: 1-606 (201 amino acids)
Source: RefSeq, a predicted model, not a curated record